AUGAUGUCAACUGAAACUGUUAUUUUGGGAAUUCACAGGGUGAAUGAUUUGAAGACUGGUACGCUGAUAGGAAUUGACAAAUAUGGAAACAAAUACUAUGAAGACAAAAGAAACUUCUUUGGUCGACACAGAUGGGUCAUCUAUACUAAUGAAAUGAAUGGCAAAAAUACAUUUUGGGAAGUUGAUGGAAGUAUGGUGCCCCCCGAAUGGCAUCGCUGGCUUCAUUCAAUGACGGAUGACCCUCCAACUACUCAUCCACCAGUUGCUCGUAAAUUUAUCUGGGAAAACCAUAAAUUCAAUCUGAGUGGCACUCCCGGACAGUAUGUACCUUACUCUACUACUCGCAAGAAGAUACAAGAGUGGAUCCCACCUACAACAGCUAGCAAAUAACAACAGCAACAACAACAACAACAGUGACUUGCCUCAGCUUUGGCUUUCAGUGUAAAUUGUAUUUUCACUGGUUUUGUUCAAAAUAAAAGCCUCCUAUA
This is a messenger RNA of Nipponia nippon (crested ibis), 488 nucleotides long. Lineage: Eukaryota; Metazoa; Chordata; Aves; Pelecaniformes; Threskiornithidae. The record is from RefSeq and is a predicted model, not a curated record.